Messenger RNA from Pelodiscus sinensis (Chinese soft-shelled turtle), 4443 nucleotides. It is a transcript of the gene MICALL1, whose product is annotated as MICAL like 1. The record is from RefSeq and is a predicted model, not a curated record. Gene Ontology annotation, molecular function: protein binding. Lineage: Eukaryota; Metazoa; Chordata; Testudines; Trionychidae.
AUGGCUAAGCAGCUGCCUCUUUCUUCACUCAGCGCACAGUCAACCUGUGGAACUCCUUGCCAGCACCGGCCCGACCUGCUAGAUUUUGAUUUGCUCUCCAAGGACAAUGUCUACGAGAACAACCAGCUGGCCUUUGAGUUGGCAGAGCGGGAGCUGGGGAUCCCCGCCCUGCUGGAUCCCAACGAUAUGGUCUCCAUGAAGGUCCCAGAUUGCCUCAGCAUCAUGACCUACGUGUCUCAGUAUUACAACCAUUUCACCAAUCCCAACCAAGCAAGAGUCCCUCCGCCCAUGAGGCACCCAGCUGCUGCCUCAUCACCCCCUCUGCCAGCUCACAAGAAGCCUGUGCCUGCAGUGGAGAGCCCCCCAGCACCACAGGAUGAUGUUGCCGAAGGCCUAGCAGAGCGAUCCCAGUGCAAUACGCUCAGCAGCACUUGUGCAGCCUGCCACAAGCACGUCCACCUGGUUCAGCGCUACCUUGCUGAGGGCAAGCUGUACCACCGCCAGUGCUUCAGGUGUAAGGAAUGUUCCAGCACACUGCUCCCUGGAUCUUACAAGCCUGGACCAGAGUCAGGCACGUUCGUGUGCACUCAGCACUGGGGCAAACUGGGCCUGAGUGGGAGGACAGGGGGCAGGCCCAGCCCUGACCUGGAGCACCUGAGCAAGAGGAUUGAGGCUCGGGCAGCCACUGUGGGCGAGGAUGUAUCCUCCUCGGAGGCAGAGGAGAGGAAAGAGGACCAUGUUCAAACACCCCAGGCAAUUGCAUCAGAAAGCCACCCACCCGAAGAGGAGGAGAAGGGCCGUGCACCCAAUGGAGCAGAGAUGGCAGCAUCCUCUGUCCGUGCAGAGAACAAAACGCCCUGCUCUGAGCCUUGCUCUCAAACGCCACCCAGGCCUCCUCUCCCCAGCAAACCACUCAUGCUCAGCCAGGACAAAGCCAGCCCGCUGGACGGACGGCUCAAGGACACUCGUCCCACCCCUGCCCCGAGGAGGAGCACAGACGCAGCAGCGCCAUCACCGCCAAGCUCCAACCCCGUUCCUCGGCCUAGAUCCAGCAUGCAGAGUGAAGCCUCUGAGCCAGGGCUGGGCCUAGUGAAUGGGCGGGUACCUGAUCCUGGCCCCCCGGUUCCCAAACCGAGAGGAAGACCCACGUCCUCAGAUCGAUCCGGAGCUGCUGUGAGACCAAAGGACCCUCCGUGGAUUGCGUUGGUCCAAGCAGAGCCCAAGAGGAAGCCGGCUCCUCCCGCCCCCGGCAGUGGCCUGGGCACCCCGACCAAGGCUUCGGAGGAAGAGGAGGAGGGAAAAGAGAGGGAAGGGGAUAGUGGAUCCGUCAGCAGUGAGUCCAAACUCUACAACCCCUUUGAAGAGGAGGAGGAGGAAGAGGAUGAAGGUGCAGCCUCAAAGAACACACCAAAGCAGGACCAGAGUGAGAGCACAACAAAACCCAUUCAUCCCUGGUAUGGCAUCACCCCCACCAGCAGUCCGAAGACAAAGAAGCGGCCAGCUCCACGAGCCCCCAGUGCCUCCCCGCUUGUUCACCACCCCAUCUCCAGGCUCUCGCACUCAGAGCCAUCCUCCUCCGCCCCAUCGCCUGCCCUCAGCCUCGAGAGCAUCAACUCUGAGUGUUCAGCCAAGGCUGCUGGUGACUUGGAUGAGGCUUCAGUGCCCAAGAGCUCCUCCGAACCUAUGGUCCAUGUGCCAGCUGCGUCCAAGAUCUCCUGCACAGACACUCCGCUUGCCAGCGUCUCCUCCAGUGAGAGCCCUGCAGCCCCAGCCAGCCUGUCCACCAACUCCUCCUCUUCCUCCAGCGAGUUGGUCAGCUCCAGUGGGGAGGCACAGUGGGGGACUCAACAGGCCAGCAAGAGCUUCUCUUCCAGCAAUUUAAAGACCAGCCCCAGCCGACUGCCCCCCAAGCCGCCUGCUGGUGCUAGUCCCACACCCCUCCUGUUGGCCUCAGACAUGGGUGAAGGAAGCCCCAAGGAUUCCCCAUCACCCAAGCCACAUCUGAAGUCUUCAUGCAAAGAGAAUCCCUUUAACCGGAAGUCAUCGCCUGUCACCUCCCCCUCUGCACAGAAAACUCCCAAAGGAUCCAAGCCAGCACGCCCCCCUGCACCAGGACACGGCUUCCCGCUGAUCAAGCGCAAGGUCCAGGCGGAUCAGUACGUCCCAGUGGAGGAUAUUUACGGAGAGAUGGACACUAUUGAGCAGCAGCUGGAUGAACUAGAGCAUCGAGGAGUAGAACUGGAGGAGAAACUCCGCAGUGUUGAGAAUGACACUCCUGAGGACAGCCUGCUGGUGGACUGGUUCAAACUCAUCCAUGAGAAACACAUGCUGGUGCGCCGUGAGUCUGAGCUCAUCUACAUUUUUAAGCAGCAGAACUUGGAGCAACGUCAGGCUGAUGUGGAGUACGAACUGCGGUGUCUUCUCAAUAAGCCUGCUAAGGACUGGACCGCUGACGACCGAGAGAGGGACAAGGUGCUGAUGCAGGAGCUGGUCACCAUUAUUGAACAACGUAAUGCCAUUGUCAACUGCCUGGAUGAGGACCGGCAGAGAGAGGAAGAGGAGGAUAAAAUGUUGGAAGCCAUGAUUAAAAAGAAAGAAUUUCACAAGGAUUCUGAGGGCAAGAAGAAAGGAAAGUUCAAGCCCAUGAAGGUGCUGAAGUUGCUUGGCAAUAAACAUGAAUCGAAAAGCAAGUCACCCAAGGAAAAAAGCUAGAGCAGGAGAAAGCUAGAAGCAAGGAUGGAUGUACUGUUGUAUGACUGCAUCAGCCCUUCCCGUGGCUGGGGGGACCCCUGCCACUGGGGCUUCUGCCUUCCACUCCUCUCCAGCAGCUGUACCUCCCCUCUCAUCACCCCCCACAUGCCAACGCUGACUCCUCCAGGGGAGCUCAGCUUUCAACCAGAGUCGUGGAGCCGCCCAAAAAAGAGGAGACAUGGCAAGUCUGAUCAACAAUGCUUCCCCUUUCUAAGGCUGUGGGGAGCCUGAUCAAAGGAGAAAAGCCACUAUCCAUAAGCCUUGGGGAGUAGGUGAAAUAGCUUUAGGAGACAUUAUCCAGUUGUGUUGUUAUUGUUAUCUGUCUGAGUAAGUAAAGAAUUUUGGUGUUUGUGGGAAACUUGCACUAAUUGCCCCGUCCCUCACUCUAACUGUGAUAGUCACACGUGCCUCGUACCCUCUCCCUUGGAGGACUGUACACAGUUGUCCCAACCCAACCUCCAGCUCUCUCCCUUACAGUCUAAAUUCCCACUCUUAACUUUUAUAAAAGACUCAGGGGCUUUUAUUGGCACUAAUGAAAACUAAAAGAACCCCCCAACUUUCCAUGCCUCAAGUUCCUAAAAAAAAAAGUAACCUCUCUCCUGCUUGUGGAGGACACAUGCCCCAUGAGCUUUAGGGCUGGGUAGGAAUGACAGGGCCAGAAGGAAAAAGGAUUAUGGUGAGUCCAAUUGGACAUAGCCAAGAUAUCCUACCUAGGACAUCUAACCCUCGCUGCUGCUGCUAAAUAGACCCACUCUGAAGCUAUUGAGGGGCAGGGAGGAAGAAACAUUGUUUUUCCAGGGGAGGGGAAAAAAGUGCAAGACUUUAUUCAGUGUCAGCAAGGUUGUCCUGUUACCUUGCUCACUAGUGCUGCUCUCUGCCAGCCUGGGGAGUGGGAAGGGGGGAAAACUCAGCUGGCCCUUCUCCAGCUUUGUCUGUAUUUAUAUUUUUAAAGAGUGCAAAAGGGGGGAUUGGGGUUUUCGAUAGCUUCAUUACUAGAUGGAUUCAACCCCACCCUGCUUUUUAAACCCAUGUUUUAUUUGUUGUGUGCGUGUGUUGGGAGGAUGAGGAGAACAUUCUUCCCUCCUUCCUUUUUUCUGCCUUCUCCAUGGUUAGGAGCUAUUUAUUGAGCCGUUUGACUGGUCCGAGUUAGACACUGAGUUUUGUGGGUGUUGGUUGGUCAGCUGUUUAUUUUGCCUUCUUAUUAGUAGAGUAACUACCAGCCCAGAACAAACUGCUGCAUUCUUUUUAUAAAAAUACUGCGGGUUUGACCCAAACUACUCUUGCUUCCAGCAGUGUCUUGGACUGUUGCUGGAGAAUAUAUAGAAAGGGAACCCUGUUUACAAAACCAUUGAGAAAGCUGAGUUUAUCAUUUUGCUCUCAGGGGCCACCGGUACUGGUUGGAGCAGUGUACUCAGCCUCUAGCUCACAUUCUUGCAACCUUCAACUGGCUGACCAAGGAGCAGUGUCCAGCUUUCCAUAGUCAUCCAUGGGGCGGGGGGAUUCCAUAGCAAAGCAAUCCAUUGGGUCUUGUCGCAUGCGGACGAGCCACUGUUAAAGGCUGUUAGGAUUGCUGCAGUCUGACACCCCCAAUCCUGCUCUCUUCAGUAUUUUGAUUUGUAAACUGUUACACUGUACUAACUCUGGCAUUGCCAUUUAUCUGCAGAAAAAUAAAACCAGUGGAGUUACAACAUC